This is a messenger RNA of Megalops cyprinoides (Indo-Pacific tarpon), 1499 nucleotides long. Its product is annotated as peptidase M20 domain-containing protein 2-like. Bases 194 to 1441 code for a protein of 415 amino acids. Gene Ontology annotation, molecular function: dipeptidase activity. The transcript has 7 exons. NCBI's taxonomy places the organism in Eukaryota, Metazoa, Chordata, Actinopteri, Elopiformes, Megalopidae. The record is from RefSeq and is a predicted model, not a curated record.
GGUCUGCAAAGUGUAGCGUGUAAAGCAAGAUAUUUAGAGUUCACUAACUUGUCGGAAUCAGCUAAUAUACAGAAGGUCUGAUGCGCAGUGAAAUAUUUAUUGUAACUUGGCCGUUGUAUCCAUACGUUGUGAGAAACGUUUAUUGAAAUAGUGCAUCGGUUUGUUCCCUGAAAAGUCACUGCUCUUGGUGAAAAUGGCGCCCACAGGCGUUGUGGCAAGUGAAAAGUUGCAAGAAUGGAAACUUAAAGCUGACAGGUGUAUAGACGAAGCCAAAGACAAACUCUUCACUCUGAGCAAAGACAUAUGGAGUUGUCCAGAGGUUGCUUAUGAGGAAAAACAGUCACAUGAGAGACUGGUCCGUUUCUUCUCGGAGGAGAAAGGAUGGAAAGUCGAAGGCCACUACAAUCUGCCCACCGCAUUUCGGGCGACAUGGGGACCUUUCGGCGGUAAAGACGGCGACGAUGUUGUGAACAUCGGGUUUCUUUGUGAGUACGACGCGUUGCCCGGCAUCGGCCAUGCAUGCGGGCAUAACCUGAUAGCAGAGGUGGGCGCUGCCUCGGCACUGGGGCUGAAGGGCGUGCUGGAGAGCGAACCUGGCACUCCUGUCCGUGUGAAGGUGACUGUGCUGGGCACUCCGGCAGAGGAGGAAGGCGGGGGUAAGGUAGACCUGAUCUUGGCGGGGGCGUUUGAGGGCCUGGAUGUGGUCUUCAUGGCACACCCAUCACAAGAGGAUGCUGUCUACCUCCCAGACAUGGCCGUGCAUGAUGUGACUGUGAAGUACCACGGGAAAGCCUCGCACGCGGCCGCGUACCCUUGGGAAGGGGUGAACGCGCUGGAUGCAGCUGUCCUGGCCUACUCCAGCCUGUCCACUCUCAGACAGCAGCUCAAGCCUGACUGGAGACUCCACGGUAUCAUUAAGCAUGGUGGGUUGAAGCCCAACAUCAUCCCAGCUUAUUCUGAGCUGGAGUUCUACCUGCGGACUCCCAAACACAAAGACCUGUCCAGCCUUAGAACCAAGGCAGAGAUGUGCUUCAAGUCUGCUGCCAUGGCAACAGGGUGCGAGGUUGAAAUAGUGUUUGCAAAGCAUGAGUACCACAACAUUCUCCGCAACCUCACGCUGGACCAGCUGUACGAAGCGAAUGGGAAGGCCCUUGGAAUGGAGUUCACCACAGACCAGACGGUUCUGAACACACCCUCUGGCUCCACUGACUUUGGCAAUGUGUCAGGCGUGGUUCCAGGGAUACACCCCUAUUUCUAUAUUGGCUCCACCGCCCUGAACCACACCGAGGAGUACACCGCUGCUGCAGGCUCGGAGAAGGCUCAGUUCUACACCCUGCGGACGGCCAAGGCCCUGACCAUGACAGCGCUGGACCUGCUGCUCCGCCCGGAGCUCCUGAGGAGGGUGAAGGAGGAGUUCGCCCGGGCCGUGCUGAGGGGGUAGGGGGGGGUCAGAGGGUGGCUGUUGUCUCCCCAGCCUCAUUUCCCUGGGACAGUCAAAA